AUGGAAGUCAGCCGCAAUCGCAGCUGGCGCCCUCCGGCCAAUGCUACGACCUUCAGCUUUGGUCCAUGGGUGACGUGCCACUGCGCUCAUGGAAUGGUGGAAGAGCCCGAGGUCCGCAUCCACGCGGAUGAGGAGGUCAGUACUCCACCAUUGAAGCUUCGCUUUGACAGUGACAACAUUGACAAAAAGAUGAAAGCGUCUGACUUCAAGAAGCCGCCUUUGCAGCUCCCGGAAGCUGCCAUCCCGGAGCGUGAGGACCGAAAGCGGGAUGAGCUGAGCAAAGUCUCUCGGUCGCCGAAGAGGGUCCAGUUGCCGGCUGCGCCACCCACAUGGCGUCAACGACUAAAGAAGGUCGUCAUGGCUCUCCUUCUCCUUUUCGCUUUGUGUGGUCUUGCACUUCUCGCGGGCAGUUACCCGCUGGCUGAACGUCUCUCCAAUGAAUUGGAGGAGCAUAGCUGCAAACUGAGCAGCCCCAAUUUCCGUCCAAGCGGCGAGAUCCCGUACGUUCAUUCGCCUUUGGGUGUCUCUUGUUGGGUGCAGCUGAGCUCCAAGGCUGGAGAGACCUGGUCUCCAGUGCCGGCAAGUCUUCAGCAUGGAGGAUGGACGCUGAUUACGUUUGACAAUCCAAAGGAGUUCCUCAGUCCACGAUCGACUUGUGCCUCUCAGGUGCAACAGCACGAAGGCGCCUUCCGGUGCUUUUUCUCCUCCAGCUCAGAGGGUGCCAAGCUGGGAGUUUUGACACAGCCGAUGCCCUCAGAAGUGGAGCUCCUCAUGGUCACCAGGUAUCCGUUGACCCUGCUGGCCUGGCUGGUGUCAUGGCCGGUGUUUUUUGUGCUGGCUUUACAAGGCAAAGGAACUGCAUUGAAGACGGCAGGACUCCGGUGCUUCAGGAUCCUUCUGAAGGUGUUGGCCGUUCUUGUCGUUGUCAUCGCCGUCAGUGGGCCCGUGGUCCUGGUGACAAGGCAUCCUGAAACGCAAGCACUUCAAAAGAGCCUGCAGGAUGGUACUUGCCAACUGCGCUCGAGUUCGACCAGCGAGGUCGGUACUUGGCACUUGGUGCCAGCUGCACAAUGUCAGAUCACGGUGGCUCAGGAUGAUCUCAGGGCCAAAUCCUUGGUAUUCGCCUAUCCGUCCAGGUGGUUUGACCUGCAGUACCACCAGCUCAAGUGUGAUGAGCUGGUGAAAUCCCUCAGCAAGAGUUUCCCCUGUGCUGUCGGGGGGCAGACAGCCUACGUCGGGGAGGCGAAGCAGUGGACCUCGGUCUUCCUGGAACUUACGACAUUGCAGUUUGAGCAUCCAGUGGCCUUGGAGAUGUGGUGCCUCUCAGUGAUUGCCACAUUGGUCAUGUUGCCCCUGGUGCUUUGCUCAAGGCGGUCAGCUCCUCCUGAAGGAUACCGACGUCUUGCAGGUGAUGCUCGGUGA
Durusdinium trenchii is the source of this 1422-nucleotide messenger RNA. The record is from the annotation of a GenBank genome assembly. Lineage: Eukaryota; Dinophyceae; Suessiales; Symbiodiniaceae.